Messenger RNA from Pseudoliparis swirei, 1975 nucleotides. It is a transcript of the gene lhfpl2a, whose product is annotated as LHFPL tetraspan subfamily member 2a. Bases 452 to 1129 code for a protein of 225 amino acids. Gene Ontology annotation, cellular component: membrane. Lineage: Eukaryota; Metazoa; Chordata; Actinopteri; Perciformes; Liparidae. The record is from RefSeq and is a predicted model, not a curated record. The transcript is spliced from 3 exons.
CGACAACUCCACGAACAAGACACACACACAGAGACACACACGCACACACGCACACACGCACACACAGGUCCUCAGAGGCGAACAAAAAAGAAAGAAAAGAAGAGUAGAGAAGAGAAGAGUCGCAGCAGUUUCGCGUGUGUCUGAUGUGACGCCAGCGGGCUGGCUCAGGGAACGCAGCCUCAAUACGAUGUAGACGCCAGAAAACCAGACGGAACAAGAGUCUGAAGACCGAGCCGACGGAAGGAGGUUCGACUUCACAGGAGGAGGAGGAACAGCUGUGGCCGAACGACACCGGCAGGAGAUAAGAAGUGAAAAGGAGAGCAGACGACGGGAGAGGGGUGGGGGAAAGAGAAAGGAAGGAGCAGCCUGUGAAUCAUUGACGUGAACCUUUGACAUCGCGCCCGCCGGCUCUCUCCGGGUCUCUUCGGAGGCUCCAGCCCGCCCGGCCGCCAUGUGCCACGUCAUCGUCACCUGCCGCUCCAUGCUGUGGACGCUGCUGAGCAUCGUGGCCGCGUUCGGGGAGCUCAUCGCCUUCAUGAGCACCGACUGGCUGGUGGGAUUCCCCCGCACUCCGGACGCCGUCUUCAGCCCCCACGGGGCCACGGCGGCCGGCGAGGCUUACAGGCCCACGCUGGGCAUCUACGGCCGCUGCAUCAGACUGCCCCACCUGAAGCGCGGGAUUCUGUGCGGACCGUACGCCGUACACUUUGGGGAGAUCGCCAGCGGGUUCUGGCAGGCCACGUCCAUCUUCCUGGCGGCGGGGAUCCUGCUGCUGUGCGCCGUGGCGUUCAUCUCCGUCUUCACCAUGUGCUUCCAGAGCAUCAUGAAGAAGAGCAUCUUCAACGUGUGCGGACUGCUGCAAGGGAUCGCAGGUCUGUUUCUGAUCCUGGGUCUGAUGCUGUACCCCGCCGGCUGGGGUUCGGACAAGGUCCAGCUGUACUGCGGCACCGACGCGGCUCCGUACCGGGCCGGGCUCUGCUCCAUGGGCUGGGCCUUCUACACCGCCAUGGGCGGCACCGUGCUCACCUUCCUGUGCGCCGUCUUCUCCGCGCAGGCCGAGAUCGCCACGUCCAGCGACAAGGUCCAGGAGGAGAUCGAGGAGGGGAAGAGCCUCAUCUGCCUCCUCUGAGGCACCCAGGUACUUUGGCCCUGACGUGGGGAAAAGAAGAAGAAGAAGAUGAAGAAGAAGGAGAAGAAGAAGAAGAAGAAGAAGAAGAAGAAGAGACACCUGUCUUCUGUCUUUAAUAAGGCUGGCCUGUGAAAUGGAGGCCCCUGCAUUGUUUACCACUAAAACCGACUCUUUGUUUGUCUCUGUUCUCUGUUUACGUGGGAGAAGUCCACGAGUGCCAAGUUUUCUUUUCUUCUCGGCGUGCGUCUUUGUCCUCGUGUUCGUCGAGCAUGUGGGACGCCCAGUCUGUCGCCACAUGUUCUGUAAAUAAGUGUGAUUUAUAUAUAUGUGUGUGUGUGUGUUGUACAUAGCGAUUGAUCGCAGAAUGAUUGGCUGAUGAUGAUGUCACUCUUGCCUCGAGAAAACAAAGAAAAGAAGAAAAAAGUACACUGAUGUUGAGUUUUUGUUGUUGCCGCCAGACCAACGAGCAGCAGACCUGUUGCCUGUCUGCCACGUGUGAGCGUCAACUCACCAAGGGAACCACUACUCGGAAUGAACUCCAGCUCAGAGCGGGCCGCCCCCUUUUUAAAGCUUCCAGAAUGGACUGUUGUCCGCAGACUUUUUAAAAUGUAUCGACGGAGGAAAUGAUCAUGCACAAUGAAGUGAGCUUAAGCCCCCGUGCACAGGGGUCUCUGGGUCUGGUCCCCCCCCCCCUCGUCCAUCCAGACCUCCGGUAUUCUGUGCACAGAGUCGUGGACGUGCACGAGGAAGAGGACGUGGCGGGUGGAAGUGACGCCUGGUGUCAGGAAGUGUGUCGAGUCGUAGAGAGAUUCUGCCAAAACGAAUAAAGAGAACGGAGAAAAGAAA